Cyphomyrmex costatus is the source of this 777-nucleotide messenger RNA. RefSeq lists its product as uncharacterized. NCBI's taxonomy places the organism in Eukaryota, Metazoa, Arthropoda, Insecta, Hymenoptera, Formicidae. The record is from RefSeq and is a predicted model, not a curated record. The coding region runs from base 1 to 777 and encodes 258 amino acids. The transcript has a single exon.
AUGGAUUACCAAAACGUGAAUUCCUUAAACGUUUGGUUGAAUUUGCUCACGGGUAACCUGCUACCGAUGAUCAACGGUAACGCACCUAUUUCAUUCUUUUGGAAAGUGUACAGUAUCUUUAUAUGGAUAUUAGAAAUAUCUGUAACGAUCUUGAUGAUACCUGGAUGCAUGUACGUGUCAAUGGAGAAGGCUGUAAAUGACAGCCUCAUCUGCUUAGUAGAAACAAUAGAAAUGUUUUUUAUGAUUUGGCGAAUUCACGCUCGUAAACAUUUGAUGUAUGAAUUAAUCCAAAAACUGAAUGAGAUGUUGCAUACUGCAGAUAAAACUAUGAAAAAUAUCGUGACGGAGACUUUGGAUCCGAUAAAGAUUCCAUUUAAUUUCUAUUGGACCACCGGCAUGAUGUCGAUAAUAGUGUGGCAUUUCGUAACGUUCCUAGUAAUAUUCGAGAAAAAUCUAUUUUAUUACGAAGAUUUCAGACUACCUGCUGGUUUUUUUAAACAGCCAUUCUCUCUCAAAGUCUUUCUAUUAGCAGGUGUAUACAUAUUGGUCAGUAUGACAUAUUCGUUCAUAAAGAAAGUUGGUGCGGAAGUAUACGUGGUGCAUUUGAUUUUAAUGAUAACCGCGCAAUAUCGAUAUAUGGCGAUAAAAAUUGCAAUGAUAUUUCAAGAAGGAAAUGAAGACGAUGAAUUAGAAAAAGAAGGUUUUCCUGCAUUUGAUCGAAAAAAAGAAAUAGAAAUUAGAGCACUCUGCCGACAUCAUCAUGAUGUGAUACAGUAA